Onychostoma macrolepis is the source of this 4801-nucleotide messenger RNA. It is a transcript of the gene pabir2, whose product is annotated as PABIR family member 2. Gene Ontology annotation, molecular function: protein serine/threonine phosphatase inhibitor activity. The record is from RefSeq and is a predicted model, not a curated record. The coding region runs from base 823 to 1665 and encodes 280 amino acids. NCBI's taxonomy places the organism in Eukaryota, Metazoa, Chordata, Actinopteri, Cypriniformes, Cyprinidae. The transcript has 10 exons.
UUUCUGAUUGGUUCACGAUGCUGUCAGUCAGUCCGGUAGGAACAGAAGGGGCGGGACUCUUAGCUGAGCUGUGGGUAUGUUGCGGCGUCCAGAAAAUAGAUAAACAGAAUAUGCUAAUCUAUGAUUGACGCGACUAACUUACAAACUCAUCCAACUGGAUACUGACAGGCCAAACUGGAAAACAGAAGAUGUCGGAGAGGAGCCGCGCGCUUGCCUUGAGAUUUACAUGCGUUUGCCCAGCAACCCAUCACGAACCGCAAGCUAGUUAGCAACAUGAUGAUGGCCAGCUGAACAUUGUUGUGCCUUCAGCUCUUGUUAUUGUUGCUCUCAAGGUUUAACGAUUUAACCUUCAUGGUUUCCUGCUUUGAAUUGUUGACUUUCAUUCAUCCUUUCCACACGCACUCCUAGAAUUGUAGUUAUCUGACCGGAGUUGCUCUGUUUUAGGUUCUCGUGCGCCAUCAAGCUAAGCUAACAGCACAGGAAUGGUGAGCAUGGGCCAAACCCCUUUCACAUAUUAGCUCGCAGCUAACCAGUCGCUGGAUCUACAAGUUUGGACCAGAACGUGGAGAGUUUUAUAGAAAGAAACGCGGUGCAGAUCGAACAAGCAGAAUGUUGGUUUGCAGAAACCCACAGAUCACUUCCUUAGGCUUUGAUCGAGACCUACAUUGACCCUAAACAACAGCGACAGAAGUCUCAGCCUUUCUAUAUAGGCUGCAAAAUGAGCACAUAGUGAACUGUAACAUUGAUCUGCUUUGUGGCUUUCAACGAUGUAGCUUUGCAACCUGCGUGCUUUUUUGCGGCAUACGUACAAGGACAAUAAAGAUGAACAAUCAAGGAAUCAUGUCACAAGAGAAGAUGGAGUUAGAUCUGGAUAUCCCGUCGUCCCUUGUUCAGAGCGAUGGGCACUUGAGACGAUCUAACAGCGAACCCAUGAUAAACGGCCUGAGUGAUGCUUCUCAGGUGUUCCAGAGAGAGGUUCUCCGCAGCAGAAGAAACAGUACUACUGUUGUUCGACCCAAUGUGGUUCCAUCUUCACCAGUACGUGUUCCUAGCACAAGACUACAGAGGAUCAAACAGGAAGAGGGUGUUGAUGUGAUGAACCGUGAAACUGCUCAUGAACGAGAAGUACAGGCAGCCAUGCAGAUGAGCCAGUCUUGGGAGGAAAGUCUUAGUCUGAGUGAUAAUGAUCUUGAGAAGUCUUCAUCGUCAUCUCCGAAGCGGAUUGAUUUUGUGCCUGUGUCUCCUGCUCCUUCGCCCACCAGAGGGAUCGGAAAGAAGCAGUGUUUCUCUCCGUCUCUUCAAAUCCUGGUGACCAGUAACGGAUUGACGCCCAGCCCUGUUCCCAGCCCAACACGCCGCUUCAGCAGGAGGAGUCAGAGCCCGAUCAACUGCAUCAGGCCUGGUAUUCUGGGCCCUCUCAAACGCAAAAGUGAAAUGGAGACAGAAAGCCAGCCCAAGAGACUCUUUCAGGGAACCACCAACAUGCUGUCCACAGAGGUGUCCCACUCGCCUGAACUUAAUACAUGCAGUCUGUCUCCAGAUCUUCUGGAUGGGAGUCUCAGUAGCGUUGGCUCCUCCUCAGACUCUCCCGCCAAGAUGGAAGGAGUGUCGCCCUCCUCCAGUAACUCGCCCCUCACGCCACUUCAGGACCUCUCCCCUAAGUGAUCCGCUGAGCAUCAUAGACAUCACAGGAGGACUGGGCUGCUUCUCGGGGCCCCUUUCCACUCAUUUUACUUUUGUUCCCAAUGCCUUCCCAAAAUGGCUUUCGUUGUUUUUCUGAAUUGUCCUAUUACGUUACAUUUAAAGCGAGGCGCAAGAGUUUUCCGUGUGGGACAGACCCUAAGGGCAUGGAGAGACUGUGGAUGUUUUUUGCAUCAGCUGCUAUAAAUAGAUGUAAAACAUGGUGUAUAGAUCUGUAUCAAAGCGAAGGACAUCACAGAGGAGGAUCGUGGAUUUAGUUUUUUGUUUUGGUUCCCUAAUGGGGCAAUUAUCUCUUUGAUAACGCAUCGAAAAGAAAACCGCUAUAAACAGGAGAACAACAACUACAGGCACGUUCUUUGAUUUACAAUCUCAGCUUGCCAACCGGUAUGGUGUGAGAGAAUUUAACUUAUUUUUUUGCUUUUAUUUGUAUGUAAGUAUGUACAUAAAAUUUGUGGCAAAACAUGCAGAGGCAGCCUCUUCUGGAGUUUUAUUAGCGGUGCAACUGCACUUUAAAGGGGCAGGAUUUCAUUUUGGGUUUUGGUCUGAAUCGGCGUAUAUAGUUUUUCAGGAAUGGCCUUUUCUUGAUUUUCAAGUAGGUGGAGGAAACGUUUCCUUUUUUUUUUUUUUUUUUUUUUUUUUCUUCUCUCCAAGAGCUUGGCACUUCAUUCUCUGUUAGAAUGAUAUUCAUGGUUGCUAUACACAACUACUGCAGAUGGGAUUUAAUAUUGCAGCUGUUGGUAACCACUAAACCCUCGAUUUGAACACUACAGAGAAACUAAACUGCCUGUUGAUGUUAGUCAACCUAAAGACAUGCGUACAGCCGUGUUGUUAAGAGAAUGGAGCAAAACAUCCGGGGCUGGGAUGAAUGAUGUCCAUUGUAUGUUUUUACUUUUCACACAGUGGCUUUGCCCCGUUUGUUAUUCGGGGAGGAUUUGGAGGAGAAUGCGCUCUACAGGUGCAGUUAAAAGCAUUUUCAGUGUUUUUCAGAGGCUGUUAACAGUCAUACGUUUGACAGUUUAAAAUGUGGAGCAGAAGUGCAAAGAAACAAAACCCUCUCAUCAAAAAUGUUACUUGUGGAGUUUUAAAUGUAAUCUACUGAUCCCGAAACGGUGUGCCAUUUAAAUUUGUAUAUAAGAGAAAUGUACAACUGUAAUUGUAGGAGUUCUUUGUUUUGGGGGUGUAGUUACUUUAGGAAAUAUUUUCUUUUGUAAAUGGUUUUCUAAAUUUCAUUACAAGAAAUUGCUUUAUUUCCUCGAGCAUGAUAUGAUGUAUCAUAAAUUCAUUUUUCUGUGCAAGAAAGUGAUUGUAAAAUCUUUUUUUUUUUUUCUUUAAGUGAAUUGAAAGAGUGAGGUUUUUUUCUUCACGUAAGAAAAGUGAAACCGCAGUGUAAAUCUUUUUCUGAAUGUCUUUGCAAACAAAAAUACAGUAAGUGGGUCGUGUAGAUCCAGAUUCUGUCCUGUAGUGAUGGGUGACGUGUAUUUGUAGUUUGCUUUGCUGGUUUGUUUUUUGUCCUGUGGACGUGUCGAAUUCUUUAUUUAAUGAUUUUACUCUGUCCUAUCCGCCUCAUGCAGUACUUUUAAAGCCUGUGCACAUGAACUCUGUUGAGGAGGACCUGAGUGCUGUCAUGAGGACGUGUAGUUGUGCUCUCUGAACAAAUCUUGUUCCCAUCAUACCAGAGACUUCCAGAUGUCAGAAAUAAAUUAUUUGCCCAGCUAUUUUGUUGCCUUUUCUUGUGACAUCAAACUUAUUUGUUUUUGACCGUCUGGUUAUUGUCUUCAAAAACACAAUGGUCAUAACGGGUGUUAAAAUGUACUCUACGGUCUCUUUUUGUGUCAUUGCACUUCAUUUACAGUCAUAAUGAAUCUUUCUGCUUUACAGUGGGUGCUUUGUAUCAGUUAACUAUUUUUAAUGUUUCUGAAAGUCUGUUUAUGUUCACCAAAGCUGCUUUUUUUUUUUUUUUUUUUUAAACCAGAAACAGCAAAAAUGGUAAUAACUAUUAUAAUUGAAUUAAACAUCACUGUUUAGUAUUUUAAUAGAUUUUGAAAGUAAUUUAUUCCUGUGACGCAAAGCUGAAUUUUCAGCAUCAUUACUCCUGUCUUCAGUGUCACAUGAUUCUUCAGAAAUCGUUCUAAAAUACAGAUUUGCAGCUCUUUGAUGAACAGAAAUGCAAAAGAAUAACAUUUGAAAUGGAAAUCUUUUAAACAUUAUAAAUGUCUUUUCUGUCACACUUAAUCAAGAUAAUGCACCCUUGCUGAAUAUAAUAAUAGAAUGUAACUAACUCAAAACCAUGCAUUAUAUUACCGUGGGUAAUAUAGAAACUAGUUACGAAGGGGUUUCUUAUACAGUUUCUGAUAGAGAGUGUGGAGAGAGCCAUUAAUAUUCAAACUUGUUCUUCAAUCUGUUGUAACUUAAAAAAAAAAAGCAUUUAAACAAGCCAAGUAAAAACACUGAAUAAAUGCCAGCUUACUGAGCAUCUAAUCCUGUUCUAAACAAACAUUAAUCACACUCCUGUUACAUAUUGCUUCCUAAACCGACUGAACUAUGAUUCAGAAAUUAAUGUUACUACCAAUACUUAUGAACAUAGAAGUGUGUCUAGGAAAUGCUUUUAACAAUCAAUUUCUUUAUUUGAUGUGGCAUCUAUAGAGAUUACUGUGCACAAGAUUUAAACAGUGGACAAACAGAACAUAAAAGCCAUUUUCAGUCUUGAGAAAAGCAACAAAAGCCACAGACACCGAAUAUGACGUAUAACAACACAUUUAAUUUAAUGUAUUCAUGUUUGUCUACACCCCCUCCCACUUAACAUAAUAGUCAGCCGGAUUCAAUGCCAGCUCAGUCACUGUUCGGCCUGUAAACACAGAGCGGUCCCCUCCCCUCGCCCAUGGAUCUUUGUGUCUUCAUUGUGUCUGUGAGCUUGUGAUGAUCAUUUAAGAAGUUAGUUCCUGUUUAUAGGGAGUUUCUCAGACGUGCUUCCCCCCCAUCCUCACAACCCUCCUGGCUGUGUUAAUGUCCAUAUCUCCCCUCUUCAUCGUUUUAGUUCCUUUCAACAAGAUCGUUUCCAAGAGCACUUCAAGUGCGCAGAAUAACCAUUGUAAGAAGACCU